This is a messenger RNA of Aspergillus chevalieri, 2064 nucleotides long. Its product is annotated as putative succinyl-CoA synthetase subunit alpha. NCBI's taxonomy places the organism in Eukaryota, Fungi, Ascomycota, Eurotiomycetes, Eurotiales, Aspergillaceae. Gene Ontology annotation, molecular function: succinate-CoA ligase (GDP-forming) activity; succinate-CoA ligase (ADP-forming) activity. The coding region runs from base 1 to 2064 and encodes 687 amino acids. Gene Ontology annotation, biological process: tricarboxylic acid cycle. The transcript is spliced from 10 exons. Gene Ontology annotation, cellular component: mitochondrion; succinate-CoA ligase complex (ADP-forming). The record is from RefSeq and is a predicted model, not a curated record.
AUGGCUGGUCUGCAUGCAUUAUCCGCGCGGAUGCCCCUGCGGCAUACAUAUCUGAAGCCAAGCCGUCGCUUCUCCACGUCUUCAUGGCGGGCCAGGUAUGCGGCUACCCUUCCUAAUUUAAAGAUUGGGGCGCAUACGAGGGUUUUGUUUCAGGGGUUUACGGGUAGACAGGCCACGGCAAACGUCCAAGAAUCCCUAGCCUGGGGAACUAAGAUCGUUGGCGGCGUGAAGCCAGGUGUCGAAGGCGAGCAUCUGGGACUUCCCGUGUUCCCGUCAGUCCGAGCAGCCCAGCAAAAAGCCAAACCAGACGCAUCAGCUAUCUACGUCCCCGGAAACCAAACCGCUCGGGCAAUCGAAGAAGCUAUCGAAGCGGAGAUCCCGCUCGUUGUUGCUGUAGCUGAGCAUGUCCCGAUUCAUGAUAUCUUGCGGAUCCACUCCAUGCUCCAAACCCAAUCCAAAACCAGACUCGUCGGCGCAAAUUGCCCCGGCAUUAUCUCGGCCAUUGGCAAAUGCCGCAUAGGGUUUCAGCCAUUGCCCUGCUUUGCGCCUGGUAAUGUAGGCAUUGUCGCUAAAUCGGGGACUCUGAGUUAUGAAACGGUGGCAUCCACCACGCGUGCUGGACUGGGACAGAGUCUGUGCAUUAGUAUGGGCGGUGAUGUGUUAGCGGGGACGAAUUUCGUCGACGCCCUGAAUAUAUUUGAGAAGGACCCUGACACAGAGGGUAUCAUUCUUGUUGGUGAGAUUGGUGGUACUGCGGAGAUGGAUGCUGCGGAGUGGGUUCGGGAUUAUCAGCAACGUUGCGCGAAUCCUAAACCGAUAAUGGCUCUCAUCGGUGGACUGGAAGCUCCUCCUGGCCGAAUCAUGGGCCAUGCCGGCGCUUGGGUAGCUCCUGGUGAACCUGAUGCGAGAGCUAAGUAUCAAGCUCUGGAACGUGUUGGCGUGACCAUGGUCAAUCAUCCAGAGAAAUUUGGCGAGGGGAUGAGGUCUCUUCUGUCUCGCAGGGCGGCUACCAACCCCAGCUCAGCCAUUAACCAAAAACGAGGGAUCCAUACCAUGAGACGAAUCUCGCUCACACGCCACACCAGUCCCAAUCUAUCACAUCCCCAGAAAGUCCAAACCCGCUCUCUCUACAUAAAACCCCACCAAGCCCUCGAUAUGCUAAAGCAAAAAGCCCUCACAGUCCGCGAGACACCACCCUCCGAACUAGAAUCUAAAUCCAGCUUCUCUCUCUCUCUCUCCGUCGACAGGACAGCCCUAACGCCCUGCUUCAUCGCCUCUGCAACACCAGACUUCAGCCCAGCGAAAUCCCGCAAAUUCCCCUUCCCAUACACAACCACUGACCUAAAAAGCAAGAAGAAUCCACUUGUUAAAGAUAUUGCUGCGAAGCUGCGCCUUCCUGAAACGGCGCAUCCUCGACUAGCCACUCUCGUGCAAGGGUUGUGGAAGAUUUUCCGGGAGAAAGAGGCGUUUUCGUUGGAGGUUAAGGUGUAUCCUUCUGCGGAUGGGAAAUUGGAGGUAUAUGAUGCGCGGUUUGGAUUCGAUGAUGCUGCGUAUCGGAGUGCUGGACGGCAGGAAGAGGUACAUAAAUUACGGGAUAUGAAGGAGGAGGUUCUUGAGGAGGUUGUUGCUGAGAAGGAUGGGAUUGUUUAUGUCAAACUCGAUGGCGAAGGUAGCAUUGGCACACUAGUCAAUGGCGCCGGCCUCGCCAUGAACACCGUCGACGCUCUAACAAUCCACGGCGGCCACUGCGCCAACUUCCUCGACACAGGCGGCAAAGCAACCUCCCAAACCGUCAAGUCAUCAUUCCAAAUAAUAACUUCAGACUCGCGCGUCAAAGCCAUCUUCGUGAAUAUCUUUGGCGGAUUGACGCGGUGCGAUAUGAUUGCUGAGGGGAUUAUACUUGCGUUUCGGGAUUUGGGACUGAAGGUGCCUGUUGUGGUUAGGUUGAGGGGGACGAAUGAGGAGGUUGGGCAGAAGAUGAUUGCCGAGAGUGGCCUUUCUCUCCACGCAUUUGAUAGUUUCGAGGAUGCGGCGAAGAAGGUGAUUAGUCUUGCUAGUGCGUAG